This is a messenger RNA of Candidula unifasciata, 492 nucleotides long. The record is from the annotation of a GenBank genome assembly. Lineage: Eukaryota; Metazoa; Mollusca; Gastropoda; Stylommatophora; Geomitridae.
AUGCCAUGUUCUUCUGCAGUGAUAAUUCUUGCAGCUCAACUGUUGCACUCGGUUUCAGAAUGUUGCAACAAAGUUCACCAGCAGCUCUUCCACUACCAGUGCCAGUUUCUUCAAGAAAAUAGAACACACCCAAAGCUGAGUGUUUUGUUCAAUGAAGUCAUCAAAUGUUCCAUAGAACUUCCCGGAUCUCAGAUUCUGAUCCUGGUAGAGACAGGUCUCAAGAGUCUGGUCAGUGCUGUAGAUGGUGUUCUCUCUCAGAUCCCUCAGCUGACUGUUAGCAUCCUGAAAGACGGGAAGUGUGAUAAACCCAGCACAGCAUUGAUUGCAAGUGUGGCUGAUGCUAGACAUGAGAUGCUGCAGCUGUUCAGACUUGUUAUCCUUUAUGAUGAAAGACAGAAUGCCCACAUCAAGUCGUGGUGUCAGCUUGCAGGGAUCUCAUAUAUUGGACUGCUGGCACAGUACUCAGGUGGUACAGAUCUCACAGCAUAUUAA